Messenger RNA from Sycon ciliatum, 1841 nucleotides. RefSeq lists its product as uncharacterized. NCBI's taxonomy places the organism in Eukaryota, Metazoa, Porifera, Calcarea, Leucosolenida, Sycettidae. The record is from RefSeq and is a predicted model, not a curated record. The transcript is spliced from 2 exons. Bases 163 to 936 code for a protein of 257 amino acids. Gene Ontology annotation, biological process: regulation of apoptotic process.
GCUAGAAUUAGAAAUUUUAGUUUCUCGCGAGCUAGCUACAUGUAGCUAGCUAGACCCGAGAAGAUAAAACCGGAGAGGACUAAGUCUUGUACUUGUAGAGAAAGGCUGGUCGCGGUAAGACGUGUGGAGUAGAAGCAACGUAUCUGACCAUAGCUGCUAGCAAUGGCUAGUGCGACGGGUGAUGAUUUCCACUACAGGGAUCCCGAGAACGAUGCUAGCUUCGUGGAUGUAGUUCAGCAAUCCCUGAUAAAAGUGGUCGUGAAAAGACUCAUUGACUCGGUGGAGGAUAUUGCGAGGCAGCCAGUCGCCGGAGGUCAAACUGGUGGUGGAGAUGCUGAUAGUGCUGCUGCUGGGGGCAGUGGCGAUGGGCAAGACGCUGUGGAUGGAGGCGAAGCAGACGCGGCAGAGCCUGGAAACGGUGCCGAAAAAGAGACGGGCCUUGUGAACAUGCUAAUCGCAGUUGUAGGUGAUCUAAUCCGGGACCAUCGCCAGGAACUGGAGGAAGCUGUGAACGCUCUCAUGAACCAUAGGGUCGACAAACUGAGAGACACAAUCAGGAAAAUCUGGAACAGGUUCAGAGGAACUAACUUUCGUUGGUACCACCUCGUGUCGUUCUUAGCUUUCUGUGCACUGCUAAUAUUUCGCAAGUCGCGCGCCGGCGCUGACGUGUUGCAGUUAGCCAGGACUGCGGCUGAAUGUGUGUACGAGUGGAUAGUGACAGAGUGGAAGAAGGCGUUCAUCAACCUAGGCGGAUGGGUUGGAUUCUGCCAGUUUUGCGAUGGAGAUCUUGGCAAGCUGCCAGCAGAAGAGCGCGCCAGGCAAGACACCAUGGCAACGAUCGGCAAGGCAGCAGGGUGCGCUCUAGCCUUCGCAAGCAUUCUCUACGCAGUCUAUCAUUCAUACCAAGAUUUUGUCCGUAUUCCCGAACCCGACUAGCUGCUGCAGCCCCGCUGCUACUGCCAUCCUGAUCCGUGUGGUCCGCACGAUGUGGUGUGCUGUGAUGUCGCACACUUGUUGAACGUCUGGUGGUAUUCACCGAGCGGUACAAGCCGCUCGUAGGCAAGCGCUUGUCCUCUCUUGUCGUUCCACGGUGCGUUGAGCAGUGCCGCACCCCUACACAUCACGCGAGCCGGUGUGGUCGAGAGGUUUCCUCCUGAUAACAGUUAACUUAUUGCCGUGCACUGCCGCUUUUGCCACAAAGGCGGGGACUUGUUUUCGUCUGCUUUGCUCUUGUUCCUAUUGUUCUCGAUGUUUUUGAGUGUUGACGCCGUCUUGUGCGAGUGUGCGUGGUGAGCUUCUUGUCCUGCCGCUGUUUGUCCAGGUAGCUGGUCUUCUGCCUCGCAGACGUCUUCCGUCCUGACUUUUCCUUGUGUCAGGCGUGUCUGUCGAGCGUCAAUACAAUUAUCUACUGGAGAUCCGGGCAUGAACCCAUGUGUGUACAUGUCUGUGUGUGUGUGUGUUUGUGUGUUUGUGCGUGUGUGCAUGUCUGUGUGUGUGUGUGUUUGUGUGUGUGUGUGUGGAGACCUUUGUUUAGCACUAGUGCCAUCAUGCUACGUAUUCUGCACUUUUCUUACCACUGAAAGUUUGGUUGUCAUCUCCACCUCUGUGGCCACUGCGCGUGCAUACUGGUAUUGCCAUUUUCAAAAUCUCUUUUCUGCUUUAUUUUCACUUCUACCAUUUUUACCAGGGAGUAGUAGAAUACCGGUAUUUUACUACUCCCUGAUUUUUACUCACGUCCUUCAUUGCUUCCAGAGAUUUUUUAAUUAUGAUACGAAAAGACUUUCUGUUGUACCGGCGAUGCAACGAUGUUUUAAACAUUUAAUAAUAUCUGGACAGCUUGA